This is a messenger RNA of Theileria orientalis strain Shintoku, 1749 nucleotides long. RefSeq lists its product as uncharacterized. The transcript has a single exon. The record is from RefSeq and is a predicted model, not a curated record. Bases 1 to 1749 code for a protein of 582 amino acids. Lineage: Eukaryota; Apicomplexa; Aconoidasida; Piroplasmida; Theileriidae.
AUGAAGCUAUACACUAUAUAUAGGUCAUUAUUGUUAUAUUUGUUGUUGUGUUGUGGUACAAAGUUUGCUGACGGAGGCCCAUUUAAGACACCGACACCAGGUUUAUCGCAGUUCCACUAUGACUAUGUCCCAUUUAGCUCGGGAACAACAAAAAAUAGGUCGAGGUCGACAGGAGCAAAUAUAUCGCAUAGAUCGCACCAAGAAAUCCUGAGUCCAAUUCACCUGGACAUAAAUGACAGAAAGAGCACACACAAGUACAAAUAUUUUAUAAGGAACGGGAUACACCACUACAUGGCAUAUCCGUCCUUCUAUUUCCACAAAAUCAAGGAGGGAAACGUUUUAUUGUGGGAGCUGUCAGUGUACAAGUACCCGCAGCUUGUGACUGCGAAGCGGAUGAGGAACGGUCACUACGACAUAAAGGUGCACUUCGAAAACGUCAUGGGUGUCAUUGGAGAGUAUCCGGGCGAAAGGGAGUCGAGAAGAGGACUGUACCCCUUCCAAGAGUUCAACAGGCCCUCAGUGCCCGUCCAGGUGAUAUCGAGGAACCCGAAGCUGCUGGAAGACGGCGAAAACAACCUGGUGGUCCUGGACGUGGGCGUGAAGAAGAGGACCAUGUUCUUCGAGUACUCGUACAACGUGGUCACGAAGACGCACAUCUACAACGCCAACGACAGGUACCUGUUUAAGCUCGUAAAGGAGGGCAAUUACAUCCACUGGAAGCCGACGAACGAAGAGUACGCAAACAUGGUGACAGUAACAGAUGAGCCGAACGGCGAACGCUCAAUCAAAGUGUUCUUGUCCGAUGACGCGGAGUCUGACGACGAACUGACGGCAGAGGAGCUGAGUCACGUGUUCGACGUGGCCUUCCCGCUCUCGUCAGUGUACCCAGAGGCAUUCAUGUCCCCAGUGGAGGACAUCUCGGAGCAGCAGGGGAUCACUGACGUGAUCGGCCUGGGCGACGAAAUCGAGGGCAAGAUCCCCAUGACGAUCGACAUCAUGAAGAAGGAGUCAAAUGAGCAGUUCGAGUACUUCAAGGGCCCGGGCUACGGCACGUACACGCCGAAGCACAACUUCAUUUUCAAGUUGAUUAAGGCCUCGCAGACGCUCAAGCUUGGCUCCUCGUUUAUCCUCUGGAACGGAACAAGGCCCGAGGACUACUCGAACCAGAUCAUCAUCGACUCUGUGGGCACCCUGAACACCACGAACAGCGCGAGCAUUUACCUGAUGGGCGGGGACAGCAGGCACUUCUCUAAGACAGCAAACAAGUGGGUGGAAAUUGACCCUCUGGCGACCCUGGACGUGGGAAAGGAGCGCGCAGGCUACGAGUACGAGUACCUCAAGAACGACAGGCAACACCUGGGGACCUACAUCCCCAGGGGCAGGUUCCUGUUCAAGGCGAUCAAGCUCAGCAAGUGGAAAAUGGCAAACAGAAUCGUGAUUAACAUCUGGGAGACCACGAAGCCCAACGAGUACGCGAAGAGGGUCAUCGUGAAGGGCUCGGGCAGCUCGGAGCAGUACAUCGUGAUAUUCCAAAAGGACGACACCUUCAAGCUGUACUACAAGCCGGAUAGCGUGGACACGUGGCGCGACGAGACGGCCAACCUGCGCUCGAUUGACACGCUCAGGCUGUUCAACGUGGACCUGAACGCGCCGAAGCCGACCGACCACGAGUUUGUGGAGGAUGAGAUUCCUGAGGAGCAGACGCCGAAGGGAGACUCGGAGGAGCAGAGGUUCCAUGACCAGCUCUGA